GUAAAAUCGUUUUGCUAAUAAUGGAAACUCGUUUCUUUGUUCGUACUCCUGUGCUUCAAAAAUCGAACUGCCUGGAAGUGAAAAGCAUUCCAAUAUAGUUUGAAAACAAAGGCCAAAAUGCUUCAUCGUAAACACUUAUUCCAAAUCUCCAAACAAGACUUUUGCCGUCAUUUUCUUCAGAUACAUUUUCGUUCAAAAUCAAACCGUGGCUUCAGAAACAUCGAUGGAGAAGAAAACUGCAACAUUAUCAAAAAAUCCGAAAACCAUGAAGCAAACAUAUACUUGCUCAAGAGUAGAGGCCAACACCUUCUGACUAAUCCACGAGUUCUCGACUCCAUCAUCAGUAAAUCCAACAUACUCCCCACUGAUACCGUCCUAGAAAUCGGGCCUGGAACCGGAAAUCUCACUCUUAAGCUCCUAAACGUCGCCGAAAAGGUUAUAGCCAUCGAGGUUGAUAAACGCAUGAUCGAAAUCCUCAACAAACGUGCGACUGAGCAUUGCCUGCGUGAUAAAUUAACGAUAGUAUGCCAAGAUGCACUAAAGACCGAGUUUCCACGGUUUGAUUUAAUGGUAGCCAACAUUCCAUACGGGAUUUCAUCACCUCUGAUUGCCAAAGUGGUGUUUGGAACAAAUGCAUAUAGGAGUGCAACACUUUUGCUACAGAAGGAGUUCGCAAGGAGAUUACUAGCGAACCCAGGAGACUCAGAAUUCAACAGGUUGGCUGCAAAUGUGAAGCUGAUGGCUGAUGUGGAGUUGGUGAUGGAUGUGAGCAAGAGGGACUUCUUACCUUGCCCAAAAGUUGAUUCAUCCGUUGUUAGGAUCCAUCCAAAAGCAUCAGUCCUUGAUGUCAAUGUUGACGAAUGGUUGGCGUUCACAAGGACUUGUUUUACAAAGAAGAACAAAACGUUGGGUGCGAUUUUUAAGCAGAAAAGAAUGUUAGCUGAGUUAAUGGAAUUGCAAGAAGUGAAACAGGGUCAAGAAAUGGGGGAACCGCUGGCUUCUUUUAGGGAAAUGAUCGUCAAUAUUUUAAGUUCAGGUGGAUUUGAUGAUAAGAGGCCAGCAAAGCUCACCCAUGAAGAGUUGGUGCAUUUGUUGUCCCUAUUUAAUCACGCUGGGAUUGCAUUUCAUGGUCCUGGAAAACUGAAGGAUCGAAGAAGCUGGUCUUCAGAUAAUGACUUAGAGGAUCCACAACACACUUAGCGGCGCAAGCUGGAUUUGGUGCUCCAAGUUGAGGUCCAUCUAGUCUACAAGAUAGGCUCCCCUAAUUACAGAUUCUACUCAAUUUUAUUUUGCAUUAAAUUUGAGUAUUAGAAUAUGCUCCGUAUUUAUAUCUUAUAUCGAAGAACAUGAGUUCCAAUGUGAUUUUGCAAUACUUGAUGUGAUUUAAAUUGGUAUGAUUAGGAAUAUAAAUUUAGUUAUCUCAAUUUAAAAUUCUAUAUACAAAUUGUAUUAGUUCAAGACAUUUUCUUUUAUACUUGGUCACCUGAAGUUACAGCCACAAUGGUAAGCUUUUUAUGUCCAUGGGGCUGUGCUCAAUUGGAGGCAUUGUGAUUUGCAAUAUGUACAAUUUCGGUAAUGUUGAACUUUUAUUUCUUGAUGAUUAUUCGAGUUUUUAUUUAUUUAUUUUGAUAUUGGUUUUUGUCUUAUUGUCUUUACUCUUUAAUAUAUAUGUGCAUACUUUUGUUUUCUUGUGUGCUAUAUAAAAAGAAUCAUGAUACCACAAGAGCUCUCAUUAUCUGACAGUUUUCUGAAUGUGAAUUCAUACUUUAAAUUUGUCUCAAAGAGGUUUACACCAUUACUAAUCUGCUAUAUAAUAAUACAAAAUUAAUGCAGCAGAAAAUGAAAACUUACUACAUCUUUUCUGCCAGUGUAUGGUGGGUCACCCAAGACCUCUGGAGCUCGUAGGGGUGGAAUUUGCUGGGUGGGGGAGCGACGUUUUUACAGAACGGGGUGACAGAAUUUUUCUUAAAAAUGGGAGUGACCUGUGAUGCAGUUUUGUAAUGUAUUUGUGGUUCUUAUGGCAGUACCAAAAUAAGAAAUUGUAGAAUGCAUGGUUUGCUCCUGUCGAACGUGUGAAAAAGAAGCUGCUUCUUUUAUUGAAGAUUGGCCUGGAGUCCAAUGACAGCCAGAAACAAGAGAGCAGUGGGAGCAUGGACUAUUGAUAUGGAGGCAGAUGCAUGUGGAUGGAGCGAAGCUCAACAUAGAGCUACCGGGUUGGGGUGGGUUGCUCAGGAUUGUUAAGGUAUCCUUUUUGCCAAUGGUGAUAUUUACAGGCAUUGGCAAUAAAGGAAGUGCUAAGAUGGAUCAACUCUUUUGGUUCCCCUCCCCCAGUCCCCCUUGCUUAGGUUCUGCUUCCUUUUGUUUGUUUAGAUUUGACAUGGUUUAUGUUCCAAUUUGUAGCAAUCCAUGCAGAUUUGUUAUUACAUUUUGAAUGCUCAUUCAUUUUGAACCUUUUGAAGGGAUUGUAAGGUUUUAAUAUCAUAUUAGAAGCAUAGAGAUUGACGUGAUAAUAUUAAGCCUCCAUAUGUGACAAUUACAUGAUCAACGUUUUUUUGGGAAUCAUUGAACUUCUGAUUGAGCCUGG
Molecule: messenger RNA, 2584 nt
Organism: Cuscuta epithymum
Lineage: Eukaryota; Viridiplantae; Streptophyta; Magnoliopsida; Solanales; Convolvulaceae
Source: the annotation of a GenBank genome assembly